This is a messenger RNA of Rotaria sp. Silwood1, 1053 nucleotides long. The record is from the annotation of a GenBank genome assembly. Lineage: Eukaryota; Metazoa; Rotifera; Eurotatoria; Philodinida; Philodinidae.
AUGCAACAUAAAAAUGAUAAUGCAUUGAUAAAGAAAGUAACACAAUUUAAAAGAGUCAUUGUUGCAAUUAAUGCUAAAGUUGUUUAUAAAGAAUCAAGCGAAUGUCCAGGUGGUCUUAAAUGGAGUAAAACAGGUAGGACAAUUAUUGGCAAUGGUAUGGGUCCUGGCCCAGAUCAAUUAUAUCUUCCAGACGGUAUAUUUAUCGAACCGAAAACACAAAUUAUGUACAUUGCUGAUAUGUCCAAUAGCCGCAUUCAAAAGCGAUAUCCUAAUGGUGAUAUAAAAACAGCUGCUGGUCAGUCGGAUGGCAAAAGUGGAAAAGCACCAAGUAUGCUAUCAGGUCCAGCAGAUGUCUUUGCAGAUGAAAAUGAAAAUGUCUUCGUUGCUGAUUGGGGUAAUCAUCGAAUUCAGUAUUGGGGAAAAGACGCUAAAUUCGGUAGAACAAUCGCAGGGAAUGGUAGUCAAGGUCCAGCAUUAAAUGAAUUUAAUUUUCCAAGUACAGUUUACUUUGAUUCCAAGAAAAAUAUAAUAGUUAGUGAUUAUGACAAUCAUCGCGUUACCCAAUGGCCAUUCGCUUUUGAUCCAAAAACAGCGAUUGGUACAAUCAUAGCUGGUGGUAAUGGUCCUGGUCUCAAUCCAUACCAAUUGAAUAAUCCAACUGGUUUGUAUUACGAUGAACAAAAUCAAAUUUUGUACAUAGCAAAUGAAGCAUCACACUCGAUAACACAAUGGAUUCUUGGAAGCUAUGAACCUCGUAAUAUAUAUGCUGGUAUACCUGGAAGACCUGGAAAUAGUGCAGCACAAUUGUUUUUCCCAGAAGGUAUAACUAUGGAUAAAUACGGUAAUUUAUAUAUUGCCGACACUUCUAAUCAUCGAAUACAAAUGUUUUGUCCAAAUGCUAUACUGGGCAUUACAAUAGCAGGCACAGGUCAACUUGGUAAUAGUAGUAGUGAAUUCAGUUAUCCGGCUGAUAUUGCAUUUGAUUCGGAACAUAAUUUAUAUGUUUCGGACAGAUACAAUAGUCGAAUACAAAUGUUUGAAAGAAUUCAUUGA